This is a messenger RNA of Scomber japonicus (chub mackerel), 1060 nucleotides long. It is a transcript of the gene hdhd2, whose product is annotated as haloacid dehalogenase-like hydrolase domain containing 2. The transcript is spliced from 9 exons. Gene Ontology annotation, molecular function: phosphatase activity. NCBI's taxonomy places the organism in Eukaryota, Metazoa, Chordata, Actinopteri, Scombriformes, Scombridae. Gene Ontology annotation, biological process: dephosphorylation. Bases 75 to 854 code for a protein of 259 amino acids. The record is from RefSeq and is a predicted model, not a curated record.
AUUCAACCCUGCUAAAGGUUAGCUGUGCAGCUCUGUGACUUUUUAAACAUACACACUUUAUUCAGGCCUCCAGAAUGGCAGGCAGACGUGCUCUGAAGGCUGUGCUCAUCGACCUGAGUGGAACUCUACAUAUAGAAGACACAGCAGUACCUGGAGCGCAGGAAGCUCUCAACAGGUUACGGCAGGCGUCUGUGUCUGUGAAGUUCGUGACCAACACAACAAAGGAGAGUAAAAGGAACUUACUGGAACGACUGCAACGUCUCAAUUUUGACCUCCAGGAAAAAGAGAUCUUCACGUCUCUGAGUGCAGCGAGGAGUCUGUUAGAGCAGAAGAAACACAGACCAUUACUGCUGGUGGAGGACAGUGCACUGGAGGACUUCAAUGGCAUCGACACGUCUGAGCCAAACGCUGUCGUCAUCGGACUCGCACCGGAUCACUUCAACUAUCAAACUCUCAACAAGGCUUUCAGAAUGAUUCUGGAUGGUGCUCCUCUCAUUGCCAUCCAUAAAGCUCGGUACUAUAAACGGAAGGAUGGUUUGGCACUUGGCCCCGGGCCGUUUGUAACAGGGCUUGAGUACGCCACAGACUGUAAAGCUGCUGUGGUGGGAAAGCCUGAAAAGACAUUUUUCACACAGGCUCUUGCUGAUUUAGGAUGUAACCCCAAUGAAGCUGUCAUGAUAGGAGAUGAUGCCAGAGAUGAUGUGGGAGGAGCUCAGAAUGCAGGAAUGUUGGGCAUUCUGGUAAAAACUGGUAAAUACAGAGAAGGAGACGAGAAUAAAAUCAACCCUCCUCCCCAUCUGACAUGUGACAGCUUUCCCGAUGCUGUUGAACACAUCCUGAAGAACCUGCUAUAAGAAUGAAGCAGCAGCAGAAUUCUUCAUGUUUCAUUCCCUCUUCAUCUUGCACACAGAAAACACUCUCAAAUCAUCAACACUCACUGUUAACCGUCCCUAACUAAAUAAUGCAUUUAAACAAAGAUGUCCAAUAGAGUGAGGGACUACUUUCGCUCUUUAAGUCCAGAACACUGAAAAGUGAAGCCUGUUUCUCAGAAACAACUGUC